Molecule: messenger RNA, 1162 nt
Organism: Dufourea novaeangliae
Lineage: Eukaryota; Metazoa; Arthropoda; Insecta; Hymenoptera; Halictidae
Product: protein FAM192A
Exons: 7
Coding region: 335-1162 (275 amino acids)
Cellular component (GO): nucleus
Source: RefSeq, a predicted model, not a curated record
UCGAGUGUUGUUUCCGUGAUGUAGAUUGAUGUAACUUCAUAGUAAAAAGUGGUAAAAAGUUAUUUAAUUUUAAGUGGUUCUAAGUACGAAAGCGUAGAGCAAGUGCUUUAUUGUACCAGGUGUAAACUUUAAAACACGUUUGGAAAAAAAAAAUAUAUAUAUAUGCAUAUACACACACACACACCUGUAUACAUAUAUGUUGACCAGAAAUGACUAGUUUGUUAUAAAUGUUUAACAUUUCCGAAAUCAAAAAACUGUUUGAGCAUACCAUUGUGCAAUUGUGAACUCAUAUCGUCUGUUAUACCAUUUCUUCCUAUAGAUAACAUUGUCCAAAAUGAGUUCUGGAUUCAUAUCAGAAGCUGAGAUUACAGAACAGCGAAGAUUAAGACAGCAAGAGUGGGAACGUGUAAGAACUGCAGACCAACCAUUAGAAGCUCCAGAAGAGCCAUACGACUCAAGAUCAUUAUAUGAACGACUACAGGAACAAAAAACUAAGCGAGAUACUGAAUAUGAAGAAGCACACAAGCUGAAAAAUAUGAUAAAAGGUUUAGAUGAUGACGAGGUGGAAUUUUUGGAUUUAGUGGAUAGAACUAAAUUAGAAGAAGAACGUAAAAAAAAUCUUGAAGAAGAAAAAGAAAUGCGUGACUUUAAAGCAGCUGUUGCUUCCUUACAAGAAAAGUCAUUAAAUGAAAAAUUAAAGCAAGAAUUAAAAAAUCCUCAAACUGCAAAUAAAAAUCUUUCUUCUGGGAGUAGUCGCACAUCACAACUAAAAUUAUUAGCUGGUGUUGUAGUUAAACGAUCUGAAAAGCAAAAGCAGGAGAUUACACGAGGUGUUAAGAGGAAAUUAUCAUCAUCUGAUGAAAGCAAAGAUUCACCCAAAAACGAAGACUGCCAAGAAAAUGAUCAGAAAGUAAAUGAAAAUUUAGAGUGUGAGACUAGUACGCUUCAGGAUGUUUCUUUGCAAAAUGAAACGGUAGUGAGUAAUAUGGGUGGUAUGAAAUGCAUUGGCAUCUUACCUGGACUUGGCUCUUACGAUGAUUCUAGUGAUAGCGAUUGCAGUUCCGAUACAGACCAAGAUCCGGAACCGAAACAUUCCAAAUAUGAUCUUCUAGGUAGAGAAAUAAAAAUUGUGAAGGAGGAAAUUGUUAAAGAAAAAAGCUGA